Molecule: messenger RNA, 5943 nt
Organism: Scatophagus argus
Lineage: Eukaryota; Metazoa; Chordata; Actinopteri; Scatophagidae
Gene: sh3tc2
Product: SH3 domain and tetratricopeptide repeats 2
Exons: 22
Coding region: 864-5594 (1576 amino acids)
Biological process (GO): regulation of ERBB signaling pathway; regulation of intracellular protein transport
Cellular component (GO): recycling endosome
Molecular function (GO): protein binding
Source: RefSeq, a predicted model, not a curated record
GAUGAAGCCUCUAGUCUACCUCUUUCUCAGGUUGUUUCACCUGUCAGUGAUUCUGACUUCUCAGGACGGCACAGUUUGUGUCACACACAUCCUUCGUUCAGGGUCUACGUCACCAUUAAGUCUUUGACAAUCAAAUCAUUCAUGGACCUUAAGUGACUCCAGGUCCCAUAUAUUCUCUUCUUUGUGGUCCUGGUGUGCUUAUGGCAUAUCAUCUGUCUGUUACUCAUCCAGUGGCAGAGAGCAGAGUUGUGUUGAACUGUUUGAUGGAUGUGGAUAACGUGAUCUGUGAUCUAUGCCACCGGCUGACUCUGACCUUCCCCCCCUUGCUGUGACCUUGUAGCCCGUCCCUAUGUGGCAUUGCUUUACAGUGGCUCAGCAAUACCUUCUCCCAGCAACGCUCACAAACGACGCACACAUUGUCUUUGUGACACACAUUCUGCGCAUAUUUUCACUGACCCCGACGAACACAAGUACUGUAGGGGACACAUAGGGAAACUGUCACUGAGGCCUGCACCCCCACACACACUCAUACCAAAUGCAGAGAGUGCUUUGUGCAUUCACUGACUGACUGGGCAGCUACUGAGGAGAGAGAGAGAGAGGCUGGUGGGAGGAGGGAGAUGGAGACAGCAAGAGACAGAAGGAUUACAAAGAGAAAGAGACACAGACAGAUAGAGAAGAAGAAGAAGAAGAAGAGCUACAGCUUGCAGAGGGGGAGAUGAGACACUCCAGUAGUCUGUAACUGGUGGGAUGACAGAGUGAACGGGGCAGGAAAGGAAAUACAGACAUAGGAAGGGAAACGGGGCUUGUCCAACAGAGAGGAAGAGAGCGAGUUGUUGUUUAAGAGUCUGGGAGGAACUGAUGGGAUGGCAUUGAUCUCUGGGAGCUGCUGGCUCUUGGGCCAGAUGGCGUCUUGUUGCUGCAGACCCCUGCUCAACUCCGCCUGCUGUGGACCGCUCAUCAAAUUCUGCAUCUCCUCCUUCACAGACAUUUCUCCUGCUGAGCUGGAUGCUCUUUGGAGGGAACCACCUUAUACUCUUAGUGGAGCAAAUGGACACUUCUCAGGAAAUGACAUCAUGACUCAAGGUGCUGGUGAAGAGGAGGAUGGCCCAGUGGUGGAAUCAGGUGAAGGAGAGGUGGAGCCUGACAGUUACUGGAAGAAGAAAGAGGCCUUCCUCAGAGGCAGUACCGUGUCCCUGGGGGAGAAAUUCUCCUCAGAAAUUGUGCUGUUGUUCACUGGGCGGAGGCGCUCCAGUGUGUCUCCCGACCGCGCCCUACAGGAGGCGCUACGCACCCGGCUCAGAGUGGUGGAAAGCAACAGCCAGGACGUCAUCCAGCUCUUUAAAGACUUGUCUGCACGUCUGGUCUCUGUCCAUGCUGAGAAGGAUAGCUUUGUACUCACAUUCAAGACUGUGGAGGAAAUCUGGAAGUUUUCGACUUAUCUAGCAUUAGGUUAUGUGGCUCGCUGCUUGGAGAAUUUCCUGUGUGAUCAGUCCUUCUGGUUGGACCCAGAGCUGCUCAGUGACCUAGAGAUCAAUGUAACUGUGGAUGAGGAACAUCUGGCAACCCUCUAUCUGGGACUUUUACUCCAGGAGGGAUCCUUCUUUGCUAAGGCACUAUGCACAAGACGUGAGCAGGAUGAGGAAGACGAGGAACAGCUUUCAUUCAAGAGGAAUGACUUGCUGAUGGUCCGGGACACGGGACAGGGAGACAUGUGGGAGGGCACCAUGCUUGCCACAGGAAACCAUGGCCUGGUGCCAGUCAACGCCAUGCAACCACUGCCUUACCCCUUCUAUCAGUGGUUCCUGAGGAGGUACCCAGGCAAUACUGGAUGCUCACCAAUAGAAAAGGAAGCAUUUGAACAUUCUAUCGUGACAGGUUCCUGUGUAGCAGUGGUUGACUACAGUCCCAUGGGUCCAGAUGAGCUUCAGCUAAGUCAAGGUGACGUUGUGGAGAUCCGGGGUCUACUGGUCCGAGGCUUGGGCGUGUUUGUAGGAAUACACACUUCCACGGGUCACAUUGGUUUUGUACACAAGGCUCAUGUAAAGCCUCUGGACACCAAACCCCUAGAUGGACAAUUGGUCUUUCUGACUGAUGAGGAGAGGGCCAGCCUUGCUCAGGUUAACCCAUGUAGCUCUGAGCCAAGUGAUAGCGGCCUGCUGGACAGACUCUUCUCAUCUGACGUCAGCUCUGUGUACAGACUAGAUAGACUGGAUGAGAUUGACUUCAUGUAUAUCAGGAAUAGGCCAAAACAUGAUCAUAAUAUAUCAUCAAGCACCCGUCAGAGCCUCAUGUCAGAGAGAAGUGGAGGGACACCCCCGUACCACUCCUCUCCUCGCUCCUCUCUCACUCACUCCCAUCCUCGUCUGUCACUCUAUCACUCCCACAAUCCUUUGCCACAGGAAGGGGAGCGCAUGUCCUUCAGCCUGGAUGAUACAUUCAGGGAACUGGAUGAGUUCCAGGAAGACCCACCUCUCUUCUUGGAGGAGAACUGCUGGGAGGGAGAGGACUCUGAGCACAGUGGGCCCACACUGACACUGCUCAACCAUGAAUGCUUCCAGGAGGAGUUCCUGCCUCUGUACGACCUGCAGUAUUCCUUCCUGUGGGUGACCUUCAGUGGUAAGACUGAAGACGAGCUAUCAGGGCAUCUAGAAAGCGUGAGGGAGGGCGCCAAGAGGAUGCACAUGCACUGGGCACAUCGACGGGCAUGCUUCCUUCUGGGAAGACUCUGUGCCAGGAAGCUGAAGUUCUCUCAGGCUCGAGUGUACUACGAGGAGGCUCUCAGUGUUCGCGUGGACAAUUUUGCUGACACGCCACUCUUCGUUGCUCUGUUCACAAACCUCACUGCUGUCUACCUGAAACAGCGUAUGACAGACAAACUACCCCAGACUCUUGAGAAGGCCAGCGCUUUGCUCCUCUGUCUCCCCUGCCACACUUUCACCUCCACAGAUGAGAUUGAAGUGCUGAAGCUGCUCCUGAGAAGAUCAGUGGUAAUGGGGGAAAAACACCUGGAGGCUCGCAUCUGCUAUCUCAUCUCCAGUCUCUUCCUACAUCUCAGGAAGACUGAUGAUGCCCUUCCCUUUGUUGAGCGACUCCAGUUUCUCUCAGGGACUCUCUCUGCCGCUGAGGGGGGACCUAUUGUUCCUGUGGACCUCAACUGGCUCUUGAGCUGGCUCUAUCAUCGUAAAUACAUGCCUUAUUUGGCACUGGCCUCUCUGAGCCUGGACUCAAGACAAGACCACUCCCUUCGCGAUGCAUUCCAGAGGAUCGGGUUGUUUGUCAAAAACUCUGUUCGCCUCAACCCGUGCUGGAAGGACGGAACCUCCCUGCUCCCUGCCCAGAUUGUCAUUUACCUACAACAGGCCCUCGCUAUAGCUGAGCAAGUGGAGGACAUGAAGACCCAGAGGGACCUAUGUCAGGGCUUGGCCUCAAUCUACCAGCAGUAUGAAGCUCUAGAUAAAGCAGUGCAAUGUGCUCAACAAGCUGUGGAGACAGGAGCCCACAUCAACGAGGAGGAGAGUUUUGAGGCUUCUGUGCUGCUCGGGUGGCUGCUGGUGUUGACAGGCCAAGCUGAGAAGGCUCAGAGUGUCCUACAGCCACUGCUCACAUCACUUCAGGGCACUGACAGCCCCACGCAGAGAGGAGUGAUCCACAACCUCUUAGCUUUGUGUCUGAGGCGGCAGGGUCACAUCCGAGAGGCAGGCUGGCAUCUCCACUCUGCUUUAGUAAUCUCCAGAGAAAGUGGAAACCAGAGGAACCAGGCUCUGGCACUGGCCAACCUGGGUUGCCUGGCACUGGAUGUGGGGGCAUCUUUGGUGGCAGAACGCUUCCUGGUCAGAUCCCUGCAUCUUUUUCUGGAGCUCUGGGACAGUCCCACAGAUGAGGAGCAUGUUCAGACCUACCUCUGGCUGGGGCGGAGCUACAAAGACAGAGGGAGGAGACAUGACAUCAGGGCCUGUUAUGAAAUGGGGCUGCUUAUUGCUCUUCAUGCUAGAAACUUAUACAGUCAGAUGGUCGUGGCCAAGGCACUGAGUCGUCUGUAUGCUGACAUGCUACUGUAUGGCCAGAGUAUCGUCUACAAUGAGCACUGUGUAUCGGUAUCCAGAGAGCUGAAGGACAAGAGGCUGGAAGGAGAGCAUCUGGAAAUCCUCAGCAGUCUCUACCUCUCACUCAACACUGAAAGAUCAUCUCGUAAAUCUCUGGAUUACACCAAGCAGAGCCUGAGGAUUUCCAUUGAUUUGGGCAAGAGAGAGGAAGAGUCAGAAACAUGGCUACAGGUGGGACGCAUCUAUUACCUCAUUCAUGAGGAUGAGCUGGCUGACAUGUACCUGCAGGCAGCAGUGAAAAUAGCCCUGAGGAUGAAUGAUCCUCACUUUGCCAUGAGCAUCUAUGAGGAGGCAGGGGACGUCUACUUCAAAGGCCACCACAACCAGAUGGCAUCGCUGCCUUUCUACAGGGAUGGCAGUCUACCAUUUGCACGCAGCAUCAAGGACAUCCAUUCAGAGUUCCGUUUGUUGAGUAAACUGACUGAGCUGUUAAUGAACCAGGGAGAGCAGGAAGAGGCUCUGCAGUAUGCAACGCUGGCUGUUCAGAUUGCUGGAGAAACAGGUGUGCAUGCAAAUGAGAGAACAGCCUACCACCGACUGGCUACAAUCUACUACAACCUGCAGCAGUAUGAGAUGGCAGAAAACUACUACCUCAAGUCCCUGGCCCUCUGUCCACCCAUAAUGCAGCACCCUAUGGAAGCUCGCUACUACACUAAGGUCUACUGCAGACUGGGCAAUCUCACGCUACACAAGCUAAAGGAUGCUUUUGAUGCAGUGGGCUACUUCCAGUUAGCUCUGGCAGCAGCCCUGGAGGACAGAGCUAACCCCGAGGCUCUGUAUGUGGUGUACAUGAAGCUGGCUGAGAUUCAUGGCAACCACAUGCCUGAUGCUCAGCUGUGCCAAGUUUACAGAGAUGGAGCCCAGAGUCUGAAGAGAGUUCUGGCCGGAGAGGAAAACAUGGAAGAUGCAGACACAGAGCCUGGUCACCAGAGGGAAAAGGACUUUGAUGCUGAUGUCAAAAGUACAGACAGUGCUGGCAUUUUCACUUCUAUGCCUGAGAAUGAGAAAUGUAAGAACAUCUCAUGUCCAAGAACUUGUCUAAUGCAUGGAGACACAGAGGAUGCUUGCACAGACACUAUUAGUGGAGAUACCAGUAGAAAAGAAGAUCACAGCUUUAAUCUUCCACACACAGAUAGUCCUUUUCUGGAUGCCUCCGGGUCUGAGACGGAGACCAUCACCAGUCAGUCAAACAGUGACAGUGUUUUUACUGAGUCCUUUGAUAUAGCAAAGGAGCAGAUCUCAGACACAAGCGUCUCCACUGACACUUUGCAGACCCACCACAAUCAAACACAUGGGAAAGACUCAGACUCUGACACUGCCAACAGCCUGACCAGUCACACAGCUCAAAACUCAGAUUCUGAUAUACAGGAUGAACGAGACACCCUCACUAAAGAAACAGACGCUCAAGAAGAUCCUAUGCAAAAUUAUGUCAGUCAGUCUGUUGCUGACAAAACAGAAACUGUCGGUAUGAACAGCGACACAAAGCUCUAAGAGUGGACGACAUUUGUGACCAUGCAGAGACAGACAAAUCUGGCGACACACACAAACUGGAAACACAUGGAUUUAGAUGAUAUCUAUAUCUGAUCUCUCAUGUUCUUCAUGUUCUUCCUUUGUCUGGUCUCUGUCCUCUUGACCAACAAACUAACUCCAACGUUCCAGCCACACGGCAGUUAUUGUAGGAUGCCUCAUAGUGUUUCAGAGCUUUAAAGCAUGUGCCUUCUGACAUGCAUAAUAUAUUCUAUUGUUACUAGAAUGCAUUGGAGUUGUAAUUUAUGUUUGUUUUCUAAAUGUGUUUUAGUAUCUCUGGAAGAUAUGACUCAAACAUAAAGAGUGUUAUUUU